AGUCAGCAGCAGGUUUAAGUUUCCCUGAGAGAGGAAACGAAAGUGAAAGCAGCCGCGGCCUGAGAGAGCUCCGUGUGUUGUUGUCAGUCUGUCGGAGAGUUACCGGAGAACACGAUGGAGCAGACCGAGAGUCCGCCACCGGUGACCGUGGAGGGGGACUGGGGUCCGGCCCAGACCAAGACCGUGAAGAACAAACUGGAGCUUUACUUCGGGAGCAAGAAGAAAUCCAGCGGGGGGGACUGCCGGGUGGAGGCCGAGGAAGAAGCUCCGAGAGCGGCCGUAUACUUCCAAUGCCCGGAGGUGCGCAAGCGUGUCAUCGCCAGAAAGAAUCAUGAAAUCAUCGUGGGGAAUCAAACGCUCAAGUUACGUCUGAUUUCUGCACCGAGCCCAGUGAACAGUGAUGACGCCUCAGAUUUACCGGCAGAUUUAAAGACUCCUGAAGCUACUGCAGAGAAAAAAGAGGCAGAUGAAAAAACCGAUACAGAGAAGGAGAAGUCCGUUCAGAGCGGCGCUGUGGUGUUGGACAACGUGUCGGACCGCCUGUCCAGAGAUCUGCUGUUCAUGCUGGUGGAGAACAUCUCGGGUUUGGACGAGACCUGCUACAGUCUGGAGAUCAUCUGGGAGAGCAGCAGAGCCGUGAUCACCUUUAACAAACCUGCAGAUGUGGACAAGUUCCUCACUGGCAGUCGGUGCAGUCAGAAGCUGCAGAAACACGGACUGACCGCUCGACCACUGGAGGCAGCAGAGAGCGUCCGCGUGGAGAAUCUUUCUCCGACUGCGGUUAAAGAGAUGUUGGAGCUGUUUUUUGAGAAGAGCUGGACACUGCCUGACAAUGUCGUCAUGAUCCCAGAUGAACAUGCUGCUAUUGCAACUUUCAAUAACGCCAAAGUUGUGGAAAGCAUUUGCCGUAAACAAGACCAUGCGAUGCGAUCCAUAACUUUCAAGGUGUAUCCGUACUAUGAGUCCAUGGGCACCGCCUUGUACGGCAAAGAACGACCAACAUGGAAGAUGCCCGAGCCUUUCAGAGAGAGUGUUCACAAUGUAGUCUGGAGAUUCCUCCGGGAGAAGAAACUGUUCCAAAGUAUCAACGAUCAGAUGUCUUCAUACUUCUGUAGCGUGAAUUUGGACAACCCUGAUGUAAUACUCAGCCCUCUCCCCAGCCUUUUAAGGCAGAAAGGUCUAACUGCCAGACAUGUAGAUACCUGGAUGAGUACAGCACAAGAGGCCUUCCGUCAGCAAAUGUCUCAGUACUCUGCCUUCGAAUGUAAAGUGAAUGCCAGUGCAUGGAAAGCUGCAGAAAAAGAAGUCCGUUCCGUUGUCAAGGAAGAUGCUGCCCUCGUUCUGGAUGCAUCCCGGGGGAUUUUGACUGUGGCUGGCCGAGGUGACGAUAUAAAGAAAGUCAAAGGUCCUGUGGAGAACAUUGUUCUUAAAGCCAUCAGCCAGAUCAAACGGCAGACAGAAGGUGUAUCUGAGUGUAUGGAUAUGUCCCCUGCAAAGUUCUACAUCCUGAAUCAGGAGGGCUUACUCAAAGCUGCCCAGGACAUCUCCCCUGACAUGAAAAUCUCGAUGGAUGAAGGCGCCCAGAAGUUAACCAUUACAGGACUACCUGCAGAAGUUUACAAGACUAAGUCAUGGAUCCUGGAGCGGACCGUGGGUAUGAGUAAGAAGCAGCUGAAUGUCUCUCCAAGUCUUUUAGACUAUCUUAAUACAGUGGAUGCCAUGGACAUGUCAAAGGGCCUGUUCACAUCCCAAGGCAUCAGUGCCAUCUACAGCAUUGAUAGCAAAGGGGUUUUACUGUUGGGGACUUCUGAGCCUGUCCUUGCUGUUGCAGAGAAAAAGAUGGAGACAGUUUUUAGUGUGGAGACUCUGGAUGUGGAAGAUCAAGAAGUUCUGAAACUUCACAACUGGGUGGACCUAAACCAACAGCUGUUGGACACCUACAACUCCUUAAAGAAUAAAACAGUGGCCAUUCAGAUCCAACCAGAAAGAAGAAACAAAAUAACUGUGACCGGCUUCCAGAUUCCAGUAAAAGAGGUUAGCAAUAGUCUGAGGGAAUUCAUUGUUAACUUCUCACAAGUUAAAGAAACCAUUCGCGUCGGGUCUUUUGCUGUUGUUCUGUUCAUUGAGAAUAAAAAAAAACAAGAGUGGUUCAGUAUUGCCAAAGAUAAUGCUGUUGAAGUCCAAUUUGAUUCAGAGAGGCCAAAAAUAACUUUGGCAGGGGCUCGUCUUCAUGUACAGAAAGCCAAAUGCUGCUUUCAGGAACUGACUAGUGCUCUCUCCACUGACAACUUUGUUGUGGAUAAGCCUGGAGCCAAGAAGUACUUCCAGACUCAAGGAAGCCUUUUCCUUUCUACAAUAAUGACCGAAUACAGCUGUGUGGUCGUGCUCUGUCCAGAGAAUCAAGAAGAAGAGGAAGAAGAGAACUAUGGGGAAGAAAAUGGCCUUUGUUUUUGCAAAGUGAAGACUGCCAAUGGGGUUCUAGUUUCCGUCAGCAAUGCAGACAUCUGUACCCUAAACGUGGAUGCGGUGGUCAAUGCUGCUAAUGAAGACUUACAGCACAUUGGAGGCCUGGCUCAUGCACUUCUCAAGGCUGCAGGACCAGAACUGCAGAAAAUCAGCAAUGACCAUAUACAGGUAAAUGGAAAACUUCGCCCAGGUGAAGCCAUCGUAACAGGCGCAUGCAACCUGCCUUGCAAGUACGUCGUACAUGCCGUCGGUCCUCGGUUCCAUGACUCAGAUAAGAUGACAGCAGUGUCACGUCUGAAGCUUGCUGUUAAAAACAGUCUGAAACAAGCAGAGCAAGUGAACUGCUCCACCAUUGCACUGCCAGCGAUCAGCUCAGGAGUGUUCGGGUUUCCUGUGGACCUCUGUGCUGACACCAUAGCACAGGCAGUGAGGGAGUACUGUGACAGUCCAGGAGCUCCACGGUCACUGACGGAGAUCCAGCUGGUGGACAACAUCCAUAACACUGUUAAGGUCUUGGCCACAGCUGUCAACAGAGAGUUCAAUGACCUCGGACCCAUUUUGACUCUACCACAGCUGGCAGGAGGAAGAGGCACCGGGGCUUCAGGACAUCAGUGGGGUCGAGGUCAAAGCCAGUCAUCCAGGGGCCAUCAAGGCGCUGAAAGAGGAGGAGGACGCAGAGGUGGACGCCGAGGAGGACGUGAAGGAGAACCCGGACGAGGAAACGGAGGAGGAAAAGGAGGAGAACGCGGAGGAGAACGUGGAGGAGCAGCUGGAUUUGAGGGAGGUUUGCGAGGUAACAGGGAAAGUCAGAGCCCCAGGGGACACGCCAGGUCUGAAGGGCAUGGAGGGUCAGGGAGGAUGGAGCAGACCACGUCGGAGGGUCUUAGGAUUGUUCUGCUGAAGGGAAACAUCCAGGACCAGACUACUGACGUCAUCAUCAACACCAUCUCAGCGGACAUGGACCUGAUCCAGGGAGCUGUGUCUAAAGCCAUCCUGCAGGCGGCCGGGCCAGGCCUGCAGAGGGCGGUUCUGACUGAAGGGGGGGCGACUGUGCUGCCAGAGGGCGAUGUCGUCAUCACCGAUGGCUUCAACCUCAACUGUCGAAAAGUCUUUCAUACCGUUUGCCCUUUUUGGAACAACGGAGCGGGCCAUGAGGAGUUGAUAACCAUCAUCAGAUAUUGUCUGGAGGAGGCUGAGAAGAAUCAGAUGACGUCGCUGUCCUUCCCCGCCAUCGGCACAGGAAACCUGAGCUUCCCCAGAGACGUGGUGUCCAGAGUCCUGCUGCAGGAGAUCCACUCGUUCAGCCGCAGACGAUCCCCUCGCUAUCUGAGAGCGGUGGCCAUCGUCGUUCACCCGAGUGACAAGCAAACUGUGGAUUGUUUCACCAGGGAGUUCAGUGGUGAGAGUGGUCAGAGAACCAAGUCACCCGUUAGGCCAGUCAGUCAUCAUCCAAUCAGCCAAUCACAGCAGUCCUCAGCCUCCUUUGGUCAGGUGUCGUCCCCCUCCCUCGGUGUGUAUCAGAUGCAGAUGGGUCAGCUCACACUGGAGGUGUCGUCUGGAGACAUUACCAAGGAGGCCUGUGAUGUCAUCAUCAACUCCUCCAAUAAAGACUUUUCCCUUAAAUCAGGCGUUUCCAAGGCGAUCUUAGACAGCGCUGGAUUAACAGUUGAGCAGGAGUGCUCAGGGAUCGUGAGUUCCCCGAGUUUCCAGGCUGAUACAUUCAUCCUGACGUCGGCCGGCCUGCUGCCCAGCAAAAACAUCAUCCACAUCGUGGGCCAGAAUGAUCCUGCCAAUAUUAAAGACAUGGUUUACUCAGUGCUGAAAUACUGUGAGGAGAACAAGUUCAACUCCGUCGCCUUCCCAGCCCUGGGCACAGGUCAGGGAGGGGUCAGUCCGUCGGACGUGGCGGACGCCAUGGUGGACGCGGUGGUGGACUUUGUGAGGAAGAAGCAGACGAGGUUUGUCCACAGCGUGAAGAUCCUGAUCUUUCAGACGGCCAUGAUGUCACUGUUUCACAAGAGCAUGAAGAAGAGAGAGGGGCAGGAGGUGAAGGAGAAGAGCACCUUCACAAAGUUCAAAGACAAAGCAACUUCGUUUUUUAUGGGACUUUUGGAUCAGCAACCCAGCGCUGAUCAUCUGGUUCUGGAGAGUGAGGAGUUUGAACCGACCGUGUUUCAGCUGUGUGCCGACAACGACAUGGCUGUGAAACAGGCUAAGAAGAGGAUCGAAGAGCUGAUUGUGGCGGAGCAGGCGCAGAACACCAUCACAGACCAGUACAUCAGUCAGCUGUCGCAGGAAGACAUGGACCAGCUGAAGGCCCUGCAGAGGAAACUGACCGUUAGCAUCCGCCUGGAACGAGGGCAGGAGGACCAGGAGCCCCACAUCCACCUGGAGGGGCUGACCAGAGACGUGUACACCGCCGAGUCCGCCAUCAGGGACAUCAUCCGCAAGGUGGAGAGGUCGGAGAACAGGAUGAGCAAGGCGUUGAUGAUCAGAGGACACGUGGAGUGGCAGUUUGACUUCGGAGGGAUAAUGGUGCCCUUCGACGAUGACACCAACCUCACCCUGGAGGAGGCUCGGGAGAAAAAGCAGCCGGGGGUGACGAUCAAGAUCAACAACGAGAAAUACCAUGCUGAUGUCAUGAUGCUAAAUGCAGUGUCAGUGAAGGGGAAUAAACAGCUGGAGCUACUUAGGAAAGAGUUGAAAGCUGAUGAUGUGGCGCUGCCCUCACAUUGGGAGGACAUGAAAGGUGAUCUCAAACGGUUUCCUGUCGCUGCGGGAUCCCAGGAAUACACCGACGUGGAGACAGAGCUAAGAAACACCGGCUUCACGCCCAACAUCAUCAGCAUUGAACGAGUCCAGAACACGACACUGUGGAAGAGCUACCAGCUGUUCAAGAAACAGCUGGAUGUGAAGAACAAACACAACAACAACGAGAUGAAGCUCUUCCACGGCACUGGAGCCGACUCCAUCGAUUUCAUCAACAAACGAGGCUUCAACCGCAGCUACGCCGGAACACAUGGUGCGUUGUACGGCAAUGGUUCCUACUUUGCUGUGAACGCAUCGUACUCACAGGGCUACGCUAAACCUGACACCAAGCAGCACAAGCGCAUGUACCUGGCCAAGGUCCUGGUGGGAGACUUCACCACGGGAAGAGCCGGCAUGAUCACCCCCCCCACCAAGAGCUCCAGCAAUGCUACAGACCUGUACGACAGUGUGGCAAAUAACAGCGCCAAUCCAACCAUCUUUGUAGUCUUCAAUGACAUCCAGGCGUACCCAGAAUACCUGAUCACAUUCGCCUGAUCAAUGCUAUGAUCACAUUGUGCCACCGUUCUGAUAAAAACAUACCUCCUUUUGUCUGCAACAGCUGUUUAAUACUUAUAUAAUACAUUGCAUGUUAACUGAAGGGCUCGUUUCCAUUAGCUUUAUUGAGAUUCAAGUUAGCUAGAGGACUAUUUUCAAACUGUCAUUUCCUUAAUCUAACAUUUGUCGCAUUGUUUGUUGCUCUGUAAUGGAAUUUUGAAUUGGUAACAAAUGUCAUCUUUGUGUAAUUUACAGAAAGAUCUAGAGAAAGUUUUCAUGUAAGAUUUCUUUGGAAAUGUUUUACUGAGAUAACACAUGGUUUUAUAUGACAGGAAAUGUGAAUCUUCAAAGUAAGGCCACAUUCAAAGUUAAAACUUGCUUAAAGGUAGGUUAGGUAAGAAUGGAG
Molecule: messenger RNA, 6175 nt
Organism: Trematomus bernacchii (emerald rockcod)
Lineage: Eukaryota; Metazoa; Chordata; Actinopteri; Perciformes; Nototheniidae
Product: protein mono-ADP-ribosyltransferase PARP14-like
Biological process (GO): negative regulation of gene expression
Cellular component (GO): cytoplasm; nucleus
Molecular function (GO): NAD+ poly-ADP-ribosyltransferase activity; transcription corepressor activity
Source: RefSeq, a predicted model, not a curated record